Molecule: messenger RNA, 3365 nt
Organism: Amorphotheca resinae ATCC 22711
Lineage: Eukaryota; Fungi; Ascomycota; Leotiomycetes; Helotiales; Amorphothecaceae
Exons: 7
Coding region: 121-3204 (1027 amino acids)
Biological process (GO): cytoskeleton organization
Cellular component (GO): cytosol
Source: RefSeq, a predicted model, not a curated record
ACACUGACAACAUCAUCCCGCCUGUCCAUUCACGCCGAUACGAUGCUGGAGAUGUUUUCCCAGCCCUAAUAUGUCACGAUGAUGUUGCUUUACGACUGAGACGUUCCGAAGAUACCCACCAUGGCCUCCUUAUGGUCGAAACCAGCCCACGGUGGCCCAAGCAAAUCCAAGGGCGAUGCCGAUGUAGCAGACACUGGCCUUGCAGAUGUUGGCCUUCCUGCCCCUCAACCGCUGACCAGUAUUCCAAUGGGGCGACCACAGCUCCAGCGGAACCAGCCUCAGCCUCCCCCGCCCCAUCAACCGCCCCCUCCUCCAUCUCCGCAACAGGUCGGCAAUCCAACGGAUUCGCUCUCGUUGGUGCAGCUCCGGCGCAUCGUUACUGAGUUUCCCAAAGUGGAUCCCACAUCAUACGCGUUUACGUAUGCAGAUACAGCGCCAUUUGAGGAAGAGGUGGACGAAUGGUUCUCGUACAAUGAGGCCGAAUUCAGGCGCUUGCACAGAGCAAAGGACACUUUUGAGAGGCGAUGGAAUAAAUUCGCGGGGAAGCCGUGGCUGGAGGCGGACCAAGAGGAACGGGAGCAGUUUGUCAAACAAGAAAGCAAUGGGUUGCUGGCAACAGACCUUCGAAGGCGGUGCAAGAGUCUGCAGACCAUAUUACACAUCAUUCUGGGGGUUUGGAACGAGACUGCUGGAAAACCGGAAGAGCAUGGAGAAUGGAAGGGCAAAGGGAAGGCCGUUGAAAAAGAGUCCCAUGGAAAACCAGGGGAUGAUGGAGCACCGAGACCCAAAACGAGAGCUACAAAAUCUCAGCUUGACCACAUGAAAGCUGGCAUACUGCUCGUUGCGGAGGCAGAUGGCAUACGACAUCUGUUCCAGGUCAUGCAGGACUCCUUUAAGCGCCUUUGGGACGAUGAAUUUCGAGAAACACAAUUGCUGGAAGAAGACAUUCCAUUUAUCCAGGAUGAACUUGAUAAUGUUACUACGAUAAUGUAUUUGGUGAUUGAAGGUAUUCGAAAUGACCCAGAAUCUCUCAAAUAUGCGAAGACAAAAAUAUUACAAUUAAACCCGAGGAUUGUAGAUUACCUGAUUACAAUUACUGCACGGCUACGAUGGGACGAAGCAAAUGAACUCCCCCAAACAAGAAUCUUCCUCCUUUUCUGGAAAUCCAUUUUACUCGUCUUUGGAGGGACAGCCGAAGUCAACAAGAUCAAAAAGGCCACUGACGAAUUGACAAACUUCAAUGGUGAUGGCGGUAAAUUAAUUACAGCCUCACCUCUCGAUUAUCAUAUAUUCCGCCAGGAAAUUACGUCCAAGUAUCCCGCUUAUACCCCACCGCCACCUUUACUUCCCCUCGAACCAGACAACAACUCCAUUCUCCCACCUCUCCCAAACCGACCGAGUAGGGCCAAUGGAUCCAAUGGCAUCAUACCUCCCCCAAUGAAUGUCAACAGUAGUGGAGCUUCUAUCCUUCACCAGCCCGUUCAUAUUGCGACACCGGCCCCCUCACCACCUCCAUCGCCCCCUGUGGGUGGAAAGGCUGGAAAGAAGCAAAACUAUCAAACAAACCAGAAUUUUCCUUUUAUGUACCCUCCGCUGGACAGCACUAGUAACAGUGCUGGUGGCAAGGGAAAGGCUGGAUUGCAAGAACAACUGGUCGGUCGCAAAUGGGAUGGAAGCGACAUCCCAACAUCGAUCUUGGAGGCCGGGGAGUUGUUUGCGAAACGAAUGCGCAUGACACGAGCCAUGCGACAGUUAUGGGAUGAGCGCGAGAGGUUUCUGAAAUUCGAGCGAGGAUGGGAUGACGACCACGACGACGAUAUAGAAGAGCUGGACUUAGACGAUCUUUUGGCAAAGAAGCUCACCACUGAUGAACCGAAACCCCCGGCACGUCAUGUUGAUUAUGGGCCCAAUCUGGACGUCGAUCCUGAAGUCAAGGCGAAGCUGGACAUUGUUGAAGAUUUCUAUAGAGAAGCGUUACCCCAUCUCCAGUCCCUGGUCAUAGUUUUACUGAAAGCAAUAUUGGCCAAUGUCACUGCCCUCAUCACCCAACCAUUAGGUCAGGCCCAAGGAGGCUCUGGGCCUAGCUACAGACAAGAGACCAACGUUCGCGCCAAUGGCGUGGGCCAAGGGCAGAAUAAACAACAAGAUCCUGCCAAUAUUCCUCUUCCUAAUUCUAUCGAUCCUGCAGAAUUGCCCGUUGAUGAGAUUGAGGCGAUGAGGUCCCGGGAGAUCACCGCCAAGGCCGUAUCUGGAAUUCUCCUCAUCCUCUUGAAAUGGUUCAAAGUUUCACACAUCUUGAAAUUCGAGUAUUUCACUCAACUUCUCCUCGAUUCGAAUUACCUCCCGUUAGUACUGAAACUGUUCGCCCACCAAGAGAUCGACAAGGUCGUAGAUAGUAAAACGGAUCGCGAUGACAUGAGCUUCUUCGCGUUCUGCAACGCAAAUAGCAAGUAUGCACCACACGAUCUUGAACCAGAAGGAAGCGAAGAAGAUGAAGCCGCUCCACCACCCAUCAAACUCCGCCGCGAACCUCCCCCUGCUGUCCCCGACAACGAGGGUAAGCUGCCAGCUCUUGCCUUCAAAGAAGGAAAAACAGAAGGACGACGGCCCAUCCCUCAAGUUGACGAGCUAGGGCAUCCCAUCACUGAACUACCACCCGAGCCUAUUACGGAGUUCUCGUGGCGGAAUUUCGCCUCCUGCAUCAAUUUCUUGCGUGUUAUGCAAAAAAUAUGCAAGAACAAAGCCCAUCGGAAUUUACUUCUGGUUCAAUACAAAAGCUCCAACAUUUUGAAAAAGAGUCUCAAGAUUCCGCAGCCGGAACUGAGACUCUACACUCUCAAGCUUUUCAAGAACCAAGUCCCGUACUGCGGCCGUAAAUGGCGGCAGGGCCACAUGCGCGUCAUCACCGCAGUCUACCUCCAUUGCAGACCAGAAUUAAGAGACGAUUGGUUAGCGGGCAGUGAUAUUGAUGCGGAGGUAGAAGAAGCUCUCCCGUUGGAACAGGCACUGCGAGCCCUUACGCAUUGGCAUAACAUUAAACGAUACCGGGAUAAGAUGGGUGCCGAUACGAAAUUACUGACGGAGGAACAUGAUUUCUUCGUGAGGGAGUUAGAAAAGAUGGAGUGGGUUGAUGAUGGCUUUGGCGGUCUGGAUGGGGAAUCUGUGGAUGGGAGUGCAUGGGAGGGGAUGGGGAAUGGUUGGUAGGGUGAGGAUUCCAAUUUAGCUUUCCAAUAUGAGCGACGGGAACCUACCAUUGUCCACUUCUUGGGUAUUGACUCCUUGCAUCACAUUACAAGAAAUCCGUGGUGAUCCUGUAUAGAUCAGAUAGAUUAGAUAGAGAUCCAUGCAGGAGUUUGUGCUUAGUC